UUUUAUCAUAUCAUAAGAUUAACUUUAUUCUUAAAUGAUAUAGAACUGUAAUUGGGUUAAUCCCUCCCCACCAAGUGGUAUCAAUGUCCAUGUCCCUGCUCCAAAAGCUGAACCCUUCAACUUGCACCAAACUGGUUCACUCAGCUAUCAGAAGCGGGUCCCCCUUACCGGGAAAACUCGUUCAUGCCCACAUCAUCAAGCUCUCAAUUCAACCAUCCCCCUUCUUGCUCAACAAUCUUCUUCUCUUGUACGCUAAGCUCGGUCACUUGCAUGCUGCCCAGAACGUGUUUGAUGAAAUGCCCCAACGAAACAUUGUUUCAUAUAACUCCUUGAUUUCUGGAUAUUCCCAAAUGGGAUUGUAUGAAAAGGCCUUGCACGCGUUUGGUGAGGCCAGAAGGGCUGGCGUUGGGGCUGAUGAGUUUACCUAUGCAGGGGUUUUGGGCGUUUGUGGUUACACUGUGGAUGUGCAGUUAGGGAAGGUGAUUCACGGUUUGGUUGUUGUGAGUGGAUUGAAGGGAAUGGUAUUCAUGAUCAAUUCUCUUAUUGGCAUGUACUCGAAAUGCGGCCGGAUUGAGCCGGCAAGGCGUUUGUUUGAGACUUGUGAUGAAUUGGAUGAUGUUUCUUGGAAUUCACUCAUUGCUGGUUAUGUUAGGUUAGGUAGUGAACAAGAGGUUUUCGAGCUUCUUGUGGGAAUGCAUCGGUCUGGCUUGAUGUUUAGUGCUUAUACUUUAGGAAGUGUACUUAAGGUGUGUUGUGCGAAGAGGAGUUUGAGCUGUUAUGGGAAAAUGCUUCAUGGAUACACGGUCAAGCUUGGUUUGGAUUUGGGUGUCAUUGUUGGAACUGCAUUGCUCGAUAUGUAUGCCAAGACUGAAUGUUUAAAGGAUGCAAUUCGGGUUUUCAAUUAUGUUCCCUACCAAAAUGAUGUCAUGUGUAAUGCCAUGAUUGCUAGACUCCUGCAAGCACAGACAAUCUCUAGUGAAUAUGCACAGGAAGCACUGUGUCUUUUCUGCAGGAUGCGAAGGCAAGGAUUGAAGUCCUCAAAAUUUACGUUCUCGAGCAUACUUAAGGCUUGUAUUGCUGUUGGAGAUUUUGAGGUUGGGAAGCAAAUUCAUGCUCAGAUUUGUAAGAACAAUCUUCAGUCCAAUGAAUUCAUUGGCAGUUCAUUAGUGGACUUGUACUCCUUUUUGGGUUCAGUGGAAGAUGGGCUAAGGUGCUUUAAUUCAACUCCUAAAUUAGAUGUUGUCUCAUGGACAUCCAUGAUUGCAGGUUAUGUUCAAAAUGGAAAGUUCGAAAAUGCAUUGUCUUUGUUCCAUCAAUUUUUGGCUUCUGGAAGGAAACCAGAUGAGUUCAUUAUAUCAAGUGUGAUGGGUGCUUGUGCAGAUAUGGCUGCAGCAAGACUUGGAGAGCAGAUCCAGGGUUAUGCAUUAAAAUAUGGUAUUGCAAGUUUUACCAUUAUUCAAAACUCACAGAUUUGCAUGUAUGCAAAGUCUGGAGACAUAGAUUCCGCUCAGCGGACCUUUCAAGAGACAGAGAAACCUGAUGUGGUAUCCUGGUCUGUAAUGAUUUGUAGCUACGCACAACAUGGUUUUGCUAAGGAAGCUCUAAGACUUUUUGAGUUGAUGACUGUUUCUGGAAUUGAACCCAACCAGAUCACAUUACUUGGGGUCCUAACUGCUUGUAGCCAUGGAGGUCUCAUUGAAGAAGGAUUAAGAUACUUUGAAAUCAUGAAGAAAGAUUAUGGCAUGGCAGCUAAUGUAAAGCACAGUGCUUGCAUUGUUGAUCUCUUAGGGCGUGCAGGAAGGCUAGAGGAUGCCCAAAGCUUUAUUUUUGAUUCAGUUUUUGAGGAUGACCCAGUUAUAUGGCGUGCCUUGCUAGGUGCUUGCAGGGUUCAUAAGGACACUGUCAUGGGAAAACGUGUUGCUGACAGAGUAAUAGAGCUUGAACCUCAUGCAGCUGCAUCUUAUGUGCUUCUUUACAACAUCUACAAUGAUGCGGGGAAAGAGAAGCCUGCUUUAGAGGUUAGGAAGCUCAUGCAAGACCGAGGAGUUAAAAAGGAACCUGGUAUAAGUUGGAUUGAGGUAGGAAAUAAGGUUCAUUCAUUUUUGGUGGAUGAUUGUUCUCAUCCAAUGAGUCAAUUGAUUUAUUCACGGUUGGAAGGAAUGUUGGCAAAAAUAAAGAACAUAAGCUUCGAGAAUGUGAAGCUUCCUUUGGGCAUCUCUGAAUCUGAAUUCAGCAGCACCAUAAGCAUGAACCACCAUAGUGAAAAGUUAGCUGUAACUUUUGGAAUUAUUUCUUUACCAAAAUCAGCACCAGUGAGGGUGAUGAAGAAUUUGAGAGUUUGCUCUGAUUGCCAUACAACAAUGAAGCUCAUCUCGAAGCUUCAAUCUUGAGAAAUUGAUGGGCCACCUUCUGAAUCUACUCCAUG
Gastrolobium bilobum is the source of this 2425-nucleotide messenger RNA. Its product is annotated as pentatricopeptide repeat-containing protein At3g13880-like. The record is from RefSeq and is a predicted model, not a curated record. The transcript has 2 exons. Bases 84 to 2390 code for a protein of 768 amino acids. Gene Ontology annotation, molecular function: protein binding; zinc ion binding; RNA binding. NCBI's taxonomy places the organism in Eukaryota, Viridiplantae, Streptophyta, Magnoliopsida, Fabales, Fabaceae. Gene Ontology annotation, biological process: RNA modification.